Emys orbicularis (European pond turtle) is the source of this 1394-nucleotide messenger RNA. RefSeq names its product zinc-regulated GTPase metalloprotein activator 1A-like. Bases 235 to 1368 code for a protein of 377 amino acids. The transcript has 16 exons. NCBI's taxonomy places the organism in Eukaryota, Metazoa, Chordata, Testudines, Emydidae. The record is from RefSeq and is a predicted model, not a curated record. Gene Ontology annotation, cellular component: cytoplasm.
GAAUCGGGGGUCACCGUGCGCAUGCGCAUCUGGAGUCCCAGGAGGGGGGAGCGUGCAAGAGAAACAGUCUCUUCUUUAACUCUUCCUGUGCCGGGCGCCGUCGACUCGGCGGCGGUUACUGGUACUGGUGGCGCGUCCUGACGCUGCAGCUUCGGCCCGCCAUCACGUGGGCGUGACGCACCCGGGAGAGGGGCGGAGAGACCGCAGGCUGCUCUGUGGUGGCAGUGGCUGGCGAUGGCCCAGGCUCCCAUGGAGGAGGAGGAGUGUCCCGAGCUGAUUCCCAUAGAGGAUCAGGAGGUUGCGGGAGAAGAGGCUGAACUCAGCCGCGGCACCAAGAUCCCAGUCACUAUCAUCACAGGCUAUUUAGGUGCUGGGAAGACAACUCUUCUUAAUUAUAUUUUGACAGAACAACAUAGCAAAAGAAUAGCAGUUAUUCUAAAUGAGUUUGGAGAAGGAAGUGCCUUGGAAAAAUCCUUGGCUAUAAGUCAAGGUGGAGAACUCUAUGAAGAAUGGCUGGAGCUCAGAAAUGGUUGCCUGUGCUGUUCAGUAAAGGACAAUGGCUUGAAGGCUAUUGAGAACCUGAUGCAGAAGAAGGGAAAGUUUGACUACAUAUUACUAGAAACCACUGGAUUGGCAGAUCCAGGUGCUGUGGCCUCCAUGUUUUGGGUUGAUGCUGAACUAGGAAGUGACAUAUAUCUUGAUGGUAUUGUGUCUGUUGUUGAUGCUAAGUAUGGACUGCAGCAUUUGACAGAGGAAAAACCUGAUGGCCUUAUCAGUGAAGCAACUAGGCAGGUUGCACUAGCUGAUCUAAUAAUCAUCAAUAAAACAGAUUUGAUUUCACAAGAAGAACUGAAUAAAAUAAGAACAGCUGUCAGGUCAAUAAAUGGACUUGUCAAAAUUUUAGAAACUCAAAGAUCAAGAGUUGAUCUCUGUGAAGUUUUAGACCUGCAUGCUUUUGACAGCUUAUCUGGGAUAAGUUUGCAGAAAAAGCUGCAGAAUGUGCAGACUACACACCCACACCUAGAUAAGAGUAUUGUUACAGUUACGUUUGAAAUAUUAGGAAACACAACUGAAGAAAAUCUAAAUGAAUUUAUUCAGAAUCUUCUGUGGGAGAGGAGUGUGAAAGACAAGGCUGGUCAUCCCAUGGAGGUCAUAAGACUCAAGGGGUUGGUGUCUAUUAAAGACAAAUCUCACCAGGUGAUUGUCCAAGGUGUCCAUGAACUAUAUGAUCUAGAAGAGACCAUGGUAAGCUGGAAAGAGGAUGAUGAAAGAACAAACAGAUUGGUUCUAAUAGGCAGGAACUUGGAUAAGGAUAUCCUUAAACAAGUAUUUAUAGCUACCAUGACAGAGAAACAGGAAAACAGUUGACAUCACACCACAAAGAAGAAGAAAAA